Messenger RNA from Micropterus dolomieu (smallmouth bass), 2783 nucleotides. It is a transcript of the gene elna, whose product is annotated as elastin a. Lineage: Eukaryota; Metazoa; Chordata; Actinopteri; Centrarchiformes; Centrarchidae. The record is from RefSeq and is a predicted model, not a curated record. Gene Ontology annotation, molecular function: extracellular matrix structural constituent.
CAUAGAGGAGGAAGAAAGCAAAGUGAGCCAUUGAACCAGAGUCUUUGCCCUCUCUUAAUUACAUUGAGUCCCAUAUCUUUUCCCUUUUUUCACCUUUUUCCCCACUCUUAAACACUUCGGGCUUGUGGUAAUUAGUUAGAAGAGAAUAAAACCAGCUGAUCGGGAGAGGGGUGGUGCAUUUUGGAGCGAGAUGGCUAACAGAAACAUUCUGUUGCUCUUCUGUGGACUCUUCCUCUUUGCACUGAUUCAGCCCUCUCUUCAAGGAGGUGUGUAUGUACCACCUGGUGCUGGGAUUGGACCCGGAGGCACUGGGCCAGGAACUGGAUUCUUUCCAGGGUCUGCUGGAGGAGUCCCCACCGGCUAUAAACCAGCUAAAGCUGCAGUAGGAGGUUAUGGAGGUGGAGGGCUUGGUGUGGGCCCAGGUUUUUUGGUGCCAGCAGGUGUUGGUGGCUUGGGCACUGGAGGACUGGGAGCGGGACAAGGUGGAAAGGCCCCUAAACCAGGUUAUGGCAAUCUAGGAGUCGGUGGUCUUGGAGGUGGUGGCCUGGGAGGUGGAGGCCAUGGAGGAGGAUAUGGUGGAUACGGAGGAGGCGCUGGGGGCUUUUUCCCAGGAGUUGGACAGAAGGCUGCCAAAAGAGGUGCAGGAGGCCCUCUGCUUCCACAUGGAGGGACUGGAGGAAGUGUGCCUGGAGGCACAGGUACUGGAGCUGGAGUUCCCGCUGGAGGACCUGUUAUUCCUCAGACAGGCCUUCCUGGAGGGGCUGGUGGUGCUGCUGGAAAGAAAGCUGCCAAAGUGCCAGGUGUGGGUGUGCCUGGGCUUUACCAAGGUGGACUAGUGCCAGGAAAAGGGUUUAAUGGACGUGGAGUUCUGCCUGGGGUGGCCACUGGCACCGACCUGAAUUCCAAAUCAAUUGGAGGGGGAGGACAAGGAGGUCAAGGACCAGGAGGCCGUGUCUACAAUGGACAGAUGCAGCCAGGAGUGUUCCAUGGAUACCCCCUCAAAUCACCCCUCAAAGUGCAAGGUGGCUAUGGAGCAAAACCUGGAGGUGGCAAACUACCUUUUGGCUACGGUGGCUUUGGUACUGGACUUCCAGUAGGACAAGGUGGCCCUGGGUCAAGGCCUGGUUAUCCUGUUGGAACUGGCGUAGGGCCCGGAGGCAUCUCACCUGCUCAGGCUAAAGCUGCCAAAUAUGGUAUUGGUGGUGUUGGUGGUGUUGGUGGUGUUGGAGGUGUUGGUGGCACUGGUGGCACUGGUGGACUGUAUCCAGGGCAGGUGCCAGGAGUAUAUGGAGCUGGGUCCAAGGCUGCUAAAUAUGGAGGAGUACCAGGAGGAGUACCAGGAGGAGUACCAGGAGGUGUACCAGGAGGAGUACCAGGGGGUGUACCAGGAGGAGUACCAGGAGGAGUACCAGGGGGUGCACCUAUUGGAGUACCAGGAGGAGGUCCAGGUGGAUAUUCACCAGCUGCUAAAGCUGCUAAAUAUGGACUGGGAGGCACAGGAGGACAGUUAGGAACAGGAGGAUAUGGAGGACUAGGAGGCACAGGAGGACAGUUAGGAACAGGAGGAUAUGGAGGACUGGGAGGCACAGGAGGACAGUUAGGAGGAUAUGGAGGACUGGGAGGAGGUGGAGGAUAUUCUGCUGCUGCCAAAGCUGCUAAAUAUGGAGUUGGGGGACUGGGAGGAACAGGAGGACUGGGAGGAACAGGAGGACUGGGAGGUACUGGAGGAUACUCUGCUGCUGCCAAAGCUGCUAAAUAUGGAGUAGGGGGAGUAGGAGGCACAGGACUGGGAGGAACAGGACUGGGAGGAACAGGACUGGGAGGAACAGGACUGGGAGGCACAGGACUGGGAGCUGGAGGAUACCCUGCUGCUGCUGCUGCUAAAGCUGCUAAAUAUGGUCCAGGUGGUGCAGGGGUUCUUCCAGGUGGUGGUGUAAGUGGAGGAGGAAUUCCUGGAAGAGUCCCAAUUUUACCAGGAUAUGGAUCUCUGGGGGCUGGUGCUAAACCUCCUAAAUAUGGAGUCCCAGGACCAGGCCUAGGAGGAGCUGGAGUUCUUGGAGGAGCAGGUCAGGUACUUCCUGGAGGUGGUGGCUAUGGUGGUUAUGGAGCUAAUGCAGGAGUGAAACCCCCGAAGUAUGGAGGAGCUGGAGCAGGGUUAGGAACUGGAGGACAUGGGGGGACAGGAGGAGUACCUAGUCUAGUACCAGGACUAGGAGGUGGACAAUACUCUGCUGCUGCAAAAGCUGCUAAAUAUGGGUUAGGAACAGGAGGAGGACCUGGAGGAGUUAGACCUGGAGGGGUUGGUGGUGAAGGAUAUCCAGGCGGUGUGAAACCACCAAAAUAUGGGGUCACUGGAGUAGGACUUGGCGUGCCAGGAGCUACUUCACUUACACCUGUCAGUGGUGUUCCAGAUGGCUCUGCUGUUGCGGUACCAGGUGGUACAGGUGUUGCUGGAAAACCAGCAAAGGAUGGAGGUCCUGUUGUAACCCCCCGACCAGGCGAUUUGGGGGGAAUUAUUCAGCCUAGUGGUGGCACCAGUGUAGGAGGAGUAGGUGUUGCACCCUCUGGAGUUGCAACUGGAGUCCAACAACCUGGAGGUGUUGGUGUUGGCACAGGUGGCAAAGCACCUAAACCAUUCAUUCCAGGUGGAGCAGGUGUUGGUCCAGGCGCAGGUGGAUAUCCUAUUGGUGGAUCCUAUGGAGUCCCUUAUGGUGUUGGUACCGGCACUGGAGUUGGACCUGGAGCUGGAACGUUGCCUGCAGCGAAGCCUUUGAAACCUCCAG